AUGGCUCCCAAAAGCUUCUCGGCUGUCGCGGCACAGCUCCCUCUCCAGAACAGGCCCAGAACCUUGGCCGCCCUAGUCCUCGCCAUCGCCCUGUCCCUCCCCACAGCCUCGUACGCCCUCAAGAGCUACCGCGGGUACCUGGCGCUGGGCCCGGGCGGCAUGCCGUACAACGUCUUCGGGUGGUCCCUCCAGGGCCUGCUGCAGCUCAUCGCCAAGUGGGACACGCGCACGCCGGCGCCCUUCAGCAGGCCCGCCAACCAGAAGCCCUACGAGCCGCACGGCAGGACACCGUUCCUCGCCGCGUCCCCACUGCCGAGGCGCCAGGGCGACCGCCCCGACGUCCCCGGGUACGUGGCGCCGCAGCGGCAGGUGACGCAGCAGGGGUCCGAGGACACGCGGGCGCGCAUGACGGCGUUCCUCGAGGCCCUGGCCGCGAGGAACCCCGGCGUCCUGGUGCUGAAGCCGUCCGGGCUCGAGGGCGUCGGCACGCCUGCGCUGUGGCUCGACCCGGCCGUCGAGCUCCCGCGUUACCUGAGGGGCGUCAAGGGCGAGCUUGUCCAUGUCCACCCCGAGGCGAGCUCGCACAUCACCGUCAGCCUGGCCGAUGCCGAGGAGCUGACGCGCAAGGGCUGGGCGGAGCGGCACCGGCUGAGUGGUGUUGGUGGUGCUAUUCCGCUCAGCUAUGUGAUGGUGUAUGCGCCGAGGGACGAGGCUGAGUUUGAGGCGUGGAAAGGUGUCGUGAGAGCUGGUUUGAUGUUUGUAGGGGCAGGGGCCGGAAAGGAGGUCAACGUCGAGUAG
Messenger RNA from Diaporthe amygdali, 798 nucleotides. RefSeq names its product phospholipase carboxylesterase. NCBI's taxonomy places the organism in Eukaryota, Fungi, Ascomycota, Sordariomycetes, Diaporthales, Diaporthaceae. The coding region runs from base 1 to 798 and encodes 265 amino acids. The record is from RefSeq and is a predicted model, not a curated record. The transcript has a single exon.